This is a messenger RNA of Ascochyta rabiei, 1077 nucleotides long. RefSeq names its product Alcohol dehydrogenase (NADP(+)). Lineage: Eukaryota; Fungi; Ascomycota; Dothideomycetes; Pleosporales; Didymellaceae. The record is from RefSeq and is a predicted model, not a curated record. Gene Ontology annotation, molecular function: alcohol dehydrogenase (NADP+) activity; zinc ion binding. Gene Ontology annotation, biological process: alcohol metabolic process. The transcript has a single exon. The coding region runs from base 1 to 1077 and encodes 358 amino acids.
AUGACCGACUACAAGUUUGAAGGCUGGUGUGGCCACGGCCCUGAGUCCGCCGAGGGCAAGAUGAAGUGGGAGGAGUACACGCCCAAGACCUGGACCGAAGACGACGUCGACAUCAAGAUCUCUCACUGCGGAAUCUGCGGGUCUGACCUCCACACCCUCCGCUCAGGCUGGUACCCCACACCCUACCCCUGCGUUGUCGGCCACGAGAUCAUUGGCAAGGCUGUCAGGGUUGGAAAGAAGGUCAAGCACAUCAAAGAGGGCGACCGUGUCGGUGUUGGUGCGCAGGCAGCUUCUUGCCUGAAGCCUGACUGUGCGCAAUGCUCGGAUGGCUUCGAGAACCACUGCGCCAACAUGGCUGCUACCUAUGGCGCCAUGUUUCCCUUCAGCAAGGACAAGUCAUAUGGUGGAUACGCAAACUACAACCGCACACCGAGCCAUUUCGUGUUCAAGAUCCCCGAACAGAUCUCCAGCGAGGCUGCAGCACCCAUCAUGUGCGGUGGUGUCACACUCUACAGCCCUUUGAAGACAUAUAACGCAAAGGGCAAGAACGUCGGUAUCGUCGGUCUGGGAGGUCUGGGCCACUUCGGUGUUCUCUUCGCAAAGGCGCUCGGCGCGAAGAGCGUAACCGUCAUCUCGCGCUCGCACGCAAAGGAGGAGGACGCAAAGAAGCUUGGAGCGGAUAACUUCAUCGCUACCGGCGACGAAGGCUGGGACCAGGGUAAGAACGCCUCUUCUCUGGACCUGAUCGUCUCGACCGUCUCGUCAGACAAGAUGCCCCUGCCCGGCUACCUGAACCUGCUGUCUUUCCGCGGUACUUUUGUCCAGGUCGGCGCACCCGAGGACCCGCUCCCUGCUUUCCAGGCCUUCGCCCUGAUUCAGAAGGCUAUCCACAUCACCGGUUCGGCCAUUGGUUCGCCUUCCGAGAUUAGAGAGAUGUUGGACCUUGUUGCAGAAAAGAACAUCAAGCCCUGGACACAGAUCGUUCCUCUGAAGGAGGCCAACCAGGCGAUCAUCGACUUUGAGGAUGGCAAGCCCAGGUUCAGGUUUGUUCUCAAGAACGAGAACUAUACCGAUUAG